Molecule: messenger RNA, 1518 nt
Organism: Rhodotorula toruloides NP11
Lineage: Eukaryota; Fungi; Basidiomycota; Microbotryomycetes; Sporidiobolales; Sporidiobolaceae
Product: tRNA (5-methylaminomethyl-2-thiouridylate)-methyltransferase
Exons: 6
Coding region: 1-1518 (505 amino acids)
Biological process (GO): tRNA wobble position uridine thiolation
Cellular component (GO): mitochondrion
Molecular function (GO): sulfurtransferase activity
Source: RefSeq, a predicted model, not a curated record
AUGGUCGACGAACGUCCGAGGCCAACUCUUUGGCGCCGCUUCCCUCGCUCUGACACCUCGGUACUACUCUCGCUGGGCGUGCUGCUGUGCUUUGGACGACGCUGUCAAAAGCUCGAGACUCUCGGCACCCUCGACAGGCGCACCAUGCUCGCUUGCAGCGUCGCACGACUCGGUGGCCGGAGCUCGCUUGGAGCGGUGAAGACGGGUGCAAGGCGAACGAGACAGCGCGGGACGACCAUCGACGUCGCACGUUGGUUCACGACGUCUGUCAGGUUGCAGCAGGACUCGAACAGCGAGACCGCCACCUGGCGACCGCCUCCUGCCGGCACCAAGGUCUUCGCGUGCAUGUCGGGCGGCGUUGACAGCAGCGUAGCAGCUCGCUUGCUGCUCGAACAGGGUUACGACGUCGAACCAGUCUUCAUGCGAAACUGGGACACGCUCGAUGAGCAAUCGGGAUCUGGAGGAUGCGAGUGGGAGCGGGAUUGGGAGGACGUGCGGACGAUUUGUCGGGAGAACUUGGGCGCGUUGAAGCCGAGACUCGUCGACUUGUCGCGCGAGUACUGGUCGCACGUGUUCGAGCCGGCGCUGGAGGGUUGGGCGGCGGGCGUAACCCCGAAUCCAGACGUGACCUGCAACCAACACAUCAAGUUCCGAGUACUGCCGGAGCGACUGCUCGCGGAGGAUCCGUCUGCUUGGAUAGCCACAGGCCACUGGGCUCGACUCGGUCCUUCUCCCUUCGACCCCUCGCAACCUGCCCUCUUCCGCUCCUCCAACACCGGCAAGGACCAGUCUCACUAUCUCUCGACAUCUCCCAUUGCGGCUCUACGACGAACGCUCUUCCCCCUCGGCGCGUACUCCUCGAAGGACGAUGUGCGAGAUCUCGCGCGGGAAUGGGGCAUGCACACGGGCGAGAAGAAGGACAGCAUGGGGAUCUGCUUCGUCGGAGUGCGCAAAGGCUUCAGCGGGUUCCUCGACUCGUACCUCCCGCCUUCGCCCGGCAACAUACUCGACGUAACCGGCAAAGUCGUCGGACGACACAACGGUCUCUGGCGAUACACUGUCGGCGAGCGCGCCCGCAUCGGAGGGCAGUCCGAAGCGAUGUUCAUCGCCAGCAAGGACGCCGAGUCGAACACCAUCACCAUCGUGCCCAAGAGCCAUCCCAUGCUUCGCUGCGUUUCGCUCCUCUCGAACGACUUCCGCUGGAUUUCGCCCUCGCAUCCUCCGCCCGAGGUGGGACCGCCGCAAGGCUUCGAAUGCGAAGCGCAGACCCGCUCGCUUCCCUUCGGCGCCCUUGCGAAGUGUACCGUCAGGCGGUGGGGCAAGCGCUCGCUCGACAUCGACCUGCACGAACCACUCGUCGGCGUGUCACCCGGUCAGACCGUUGCGCUGUACAAGGGAGACUGGUGUCUCGGCGGCGGCACGAUCCAGUCGACGUUGACUUUGGCCGAUCGACCUGAAGUUGGGAUUGCGGAGGUUGCAGAGAACCGUCCGCUGCGAAGCAAGGCUGUCGCAAUUUAG